Messenger RNA from Aspergillus neoniger CBS 115656, 1030 nucleotides. RefSeq lists its product as uncharacterized. The record is from RefSeq and is a predicted model, not a curated record. Gene Ontology annotation, molecular function: FMN binding. Lineage: Eukaryota; Fungi; Ascomycota; Eurotiomycetes; Eurotiales; Aspergillaceae. The coding region runs from base 128 to 886 and encodes 252 amino acids. The transcript has 2 exons.
CUUCAUCAUCUCAUCCCACUGACUCACUCACUCACUCACAACACCACCAUCACACCCCCAAUUAGUAUCUACUCAUUCAUCUUAGUAAACAGUCCCACCAACACCACCCCAAAACCCCAAGUUGAAAAUGCCCAAACCAGCCCCCUACCUCCCCCUCUUCACAACCCACCUAACCUCCUCCCCCACCUCCACCUCCAUAACCCUCACCACGCUCUCCCUCCCCCCUCUCUCCCCAACGCCCCUCCCCCGCUCCCGCACCGUCGAAUUCCGCGGCUUUUUUCCCACCCUAAACCUGCACCCCACGGCCAUCCAAUCCCUCAAAGACCAACACAUAGGUCUGAACCCCGAUAUCUACGAGUCGGAGAUGCUCGCCCUCACGACGGAUAGGCGGAUGGAGAAGGUGAAGGAAUUGGAGAGCUCCGGGGGUGUGGUUGAAGCGGUGUUUUGGUUGAGGGAGGUGGGGAAUAUGUGGAGGGUUAGGGGGAGGGCAUGUAUUAUUGGGGAUGAGGAGGGGGAGGAGAAGGAAGUGGAGGGGAGGGCGUUCGUUGAGAAGGGAUUGAGGAAGUUUAGGGAGGGGGAAGGGUGGAGUUGGGAGAGGCAGGUUGAUAUGUAUUUUGCGAAUCAUUCGCCGGGGAUGAGAGGGACUUUCAAGAAUCCACCUCCUGGUACACCCAGGAAUCAGGAUCCCGGACAUCCGGAGUUGAAGCUGGGGCAGAAGGUGGAGGAUCUCAAGGAUAAGGUUGCGAGGGAGAAUUUCAGGGUUGUGGUCAUUCGGCCGGAGGAGGUCGAGAGGUUGGAUGUUAAUGAUCCUUCGAAUCCGAUUAGGACGAGGUGGACGGCUGUGAGGGAUGGGGAGGAGUGGGAGGAGGUGGAUUUGUGGCCUUGAUUUUGAUACAUAGUGUUAUUCCUUGUUGUUGGAUUUGGGUGCUAUUUUUGUUGGGAUGAUAAAAGUGAUGGAUGAGGUUCAUUGUAGAUUACAUUGAAGGUAUCUUUGUACGCUGUAUUAACAAUGAGUAGAUUGGAGUGUGAU